AUCCACCUAGAGACGUAAUGUCUCGUUCGCAGACAAAGAAAAAGGAGGCUGUUUCUAGCAAAGUCAACUUCUCCAGCAGAAGGACGGUGUCUCAGAUUUUCUCUACCGCUGACAGUCAGGCAGGCUUCAGAAACAAGACUUUCAUCUGGCCAGAGUGGAAUGAUGCAGACAUCGCCAAAGAGAGAUGGGACUCGAGCAAAGCGCCCGACGAGGGGAAGAGAACCAAGAGUCCAGUGCAUCCGUUCUUUGAUGAUCCAGAGGGUAAAGUCCAGUUGCCUAGAACUUUGAAAGUGCAUUCCUGGAAGCGCCCGGUGGAUUUUAUGCCCAGCAAAGCUCCUGUAGUUGUUGAGAGAAUGGAAUUCUUUGACCUGAUCAGCCCAAACGGUCACUUGCUUUGUAGUGAGCUGAUGAGGUGGAUCAUCAGUGAAAUUUACAUUGUCUGGUCGCUGUGUAAGAGCGCAUGCAAGGAGGAAUGGAAUCCUUGGGAGCAUAUUUACUCCCUUUGCAAGGUCAUGAAAGGUCAUUUGCCGCUCUACAACAGCUACGGGAAAUAUGUGGUCAGGCUUUAUUGGAUGGGUUGUUGGAGGAAGAUAACGGUGGACGAUUCUAUUCCAUUUGAUGAGGAUAAUAAACUGCUGCUUCCAGUGUCAACUAGUCCAUCGGAGCUGUGGCCCAUGCUGCUGGCAAAAGCUCUUAUUAAAAUCGCAAACACUAAUCCCUUGUCAGAUGUCGAGGGAGAGAUGGGAGACUUUUCCUUCAUCCACAACCUCACCGGGUGGAUCCCAGAGAUCACCUCCAUAAAGCCCGGAAAUAUGUACAAAAUCUGGGAUUUUUUACAAGAAAACCUUCCGAUAUUUUCCCACCCAGAGGAGACUUCACUCAAGGAGGAAGUCGAGGAAGUUGAGUCUCCCUCAACGACUGAAUCUCUUGAGGAGGAAACCGGCAGCAUCAAGUCGGGGUCAGAUGAUGGCAUGCCAGAACUAUUGGUAUGCGCGGCUUUCUACAACCACCAGUCACAAAAGAAUUCGUCCGGGUUUAAGCAAAUGGCUGAUUUCUCAGAAUAUCUGCGACGCUAUGAGCUCUCUCAGAUGCUCAGUCACAUUGUUCUUUUGACCAGGACCCGAGCAUGUCCUUUGGAACCUCCACCAAAACCAGAAACCGUGCCCAGGUGGAAACUCAUCCGGCCUCGGAAGGAGAUUCUGAUCACAGACGAACCUCGGAUAACCCCGAUGCCAAAACCAGAGGAGUUCAUUGAGAUCUCCAGCCCUUUCAUUGCCAUGAACACUCAGAUCAGCGAGCCAGAGGUCCCAGACACAGAGGCCGUAGCGGUUAAGCCAAAACCCAAGAGGAAAAGGUCCUAUAUGUCCCAUCUGAUGUCCAUUGUUGAAGGAGAGAAUGAAAACGAGGAGCCUGAACCCCAAAAACUGUCUCCGGCUCAGACUAGGCCUACAUCUGCAAGCAGCAUAAUAGAAGAAGAGGCUCCUUUAGAGGACACUAAGAAAGAAGGUGAAGAUCAGAUAGAUGAAGACCAACCGGAUAACCCUGAGGAAGCCGAGGAGCCAUCAGUUACUGUAAAGUCCUUGUUGAAAGAGACCUGGAUAGACAAGGAGGAUUUUGCCAACUGCUUCCAGACUCUACUUGUCUUCCAUAAACCCCAAAAAUACCAAUAUCAGUUUAAGGCUUCCCAUCUGAAAAUCAACAUCUUGACAAAAGCCAUGUGUCUUGCUGCUUCAGCUACGACUUCUCCGUCUAAUGGCCCAACUACCGAGCUGGUUUCUGUGGCCGGACCAGAAUGUGCUGAAGUAAGAGGGAUUCACUACAUGUGCAUGGACAGUCUGGAACCUUCAGAGAUCCUCAUCAGUUUCUCUGCUCUGCUUCUCUGGAAUGAAACUACGCAGGAACUGAGGUCUAUUAGCGCAGUUCUCCUUGCUCAGCCACACUGUUGGAAGAACCAAAAGCCCAGGCUCCACAUUUUGACCAUCAAGACCACUUACUCAAAGGCGAUCAUGCUCAACUUGCCUGCGGGGCGGCAUGUAUUAGCAUUCCACGCAAGAGCAACACAUGGCUACCAUAUUCACCUCUGCAGCAAGUCGCCCUUUGUUUUUGGAGAUGAAGACACUAUCAUUACACACUCGGCCAAGGAAAGUGCCCGUUUCACCCAACAGGCCAUGUCUAUCACGGAUGCUCUCUCGGAUUUAGUGGCGUCCUUCAAAGAUGGGAAUGACCAGCAAGUUUUGAGGAGAGCGCUGGAAAAAGCUUACUGUCCCAAACACAUUAAGACAGUUCACGAGAAAUGCGAACUGCGGAAGGUGUUUAACUCUGCAGUCUAUCACAUGUUGUUGGAGGUCCUCGGACGGAUGCUUACAACAGAGGAAAACUUUGCUGUUAUGGCCCUCACUGCUGACCCCACACUCUUGGCCACUAUUACCAGAGAACUGGCCCCUUCACUAGAGGCACAGGCAAAUCCGCCCGAGAACUGGAUUGAACGCGAACCAACACGGGCAGAGCUCCAGGCAGUCAUCGUUCUACAGGCGGCAUUCAGAAGACACUUGGUGCGAGCAAUGCUGCAGGCUUUCAAGCACGGUACCAAGGAGAACGUCAGUGUGUCUACAGUCCUUUAUGACAUGUGGUCCAUUGUUAAAAUCGACAUCGACAAAAACUCUGCCUUCCUGCUCCUGUAUAUCAUUGGUCACUAUAAGACCAAAGCAGAACUCUAUCCCUGCCAGCACGAUGAGCCAACCCGAAUCUCCUUUGUGGAUUAUGUGGUACCUCUACAGGACAUCUCCCGCUUCUGGGCCUUGAUCUUUAGGGAAGUGUUUGUCGUUCCACAGAGAAUGUUGCUCAUCCCAAAGAUCGACUCUCCGUUCCCAAACUGUCUGCUGCACAUCAUAGAUAACGACACAGGAGAAGAGUUAGGCUUGCUGUUCAAAAAAAACCCUCCUCACAUCUAUUAUCCCAAUAAAAACGGUUAUACCUUUCUAGCAGAGGCAGUCACUCCCGAAAACCCUCCUACGGGUCUUAAAUGGAGAAUGCGCUUGAUUGGUACAAGAGAACCGCUCGCUCAGCUGUCACACGAUGGUCCAAUUAACACAUUUGCUGUGAAGGAAAUAAGAGAUUACUACAUUCCUAAUGACAAGUACAUAAUGUGCUGUUAUUGCGUGACAGUGGAGACCGAUGUUCUAGCAACAGUACAGUUUCAGACCUCCAAGAUGGACGUCUUCAUACGGCUUUACAUUCUGGAUGGAGAAACAGAGAUGGCCAGCACCACAGCGAGAGGCCAUGUUUUAAUUCCGAUUUUUAAUUUUUUGGCCAACGAAAUCCCCACUGACCCCUCUGAAGAGACUGCAGAAGACAGGGAAGCAAGAGAAGAAGAAGAAGCGAUGAUGGAGGACUACUUUGAGGACAGUUCAACCGUGAAAUCAGACUCAUCGGCCCAAGCUCCAGCGCAGAAGAUCGAGCACAACUACUUUGUGAAAGCUGAGGUGCUUUAUCAGAGCUGGGAGUUGGAUGAAUCUCAGAUGGCCUUUGUCACCAUGCACGUGAGAGAGAAGAACGAAAUGAAAGUCAAUUUGGAGGCAACUAAGGAGGAGGAGGCAAGACCAAGCUCACCAAAAGGAAAAGGUAAAGGUGAAGCCGAUAAAAAGAAGGGGAAACCAGGCAAAGGACAAACCCCAAAUAAGCCAGAAAUAACCAUUGAUGUAACAAAGCCCAAUUGGACAUUGCGUGUGGUUGUUGAGAAAAGCAAAGGGGAUGAUGUCAUGGUGACAAAGGACAUGGAAAGAAUCGACCAAAUCAAGGCCAUUAAAAAAGCCUGGGAAACUGCAGAAGAAGGGCGCGCUGCCAAAGCAUACAAGUCUCGUCUGGAUUUUCUUAGUGAGUUCCAACAAGAAUCGAUGCAAGACUCUCAAACAGAUGAGACUGAGGAGCAAGCUCUGGCACCUGAUGAAGUUGCUUCUUCCAGUGCUCUGGAGGGAACUAGUCAAGAACCAACGGCCCUCUCAGGCUUGUACAUGUUCCGUCCCAUGGAUUACUCUCCCUUUAUCAGACGGGAGGAGGAGUCUGCAACUGUGGUGGACAACAAAGUAGAGGAGAUCAGACAGAAGGAGCGAUUGGAGAAGAUCCAGACCUAUCGGCGGAUAAGAGCGGAAGUCCUGGUACACCGUGAGCAGCAGGAAAGAAACAGAAAGGAGUUGAUGAAGCACCAGUUGGACAUAUACACCAACAUGCAGGCAGAAGUGUGGCAUCAUCAUAAGCAUUUCCUGGAGACCAAGGAACAUCUGAGGGGUCUCCACCACCAUCAUCAUCAUCAUCACGGUCAUCAUGAGGAGGCGCAUUAAGUGGAUCUCGCAGAAGUUAUCGUCAAGUGUAAGCUUUCACUGCUCGCCAUAUCCACAGUGCUGUUCACUCCUGAGCAAUUCUGAAACUAGAAAACAAAGCUUUUCUACAACCCCAUGAUGAGAAGAUAUUUUCCUCUAGUCCUUUUGUCUCCUACAAUAAUUCCUUCCUGACACUUUAAAUGUGCAUGUUGUUUGACCUUUUGCCACUGGUGCUUGGUAUAAAUAAAG
Synchiropus splendidus (mandarinfish) is the source of this 4565-nucleotide messenger RNA. RefSeq names its product androglobin-like. The record is from RefSeq and is a predicted model, not a curated record. The coding region runs from base 18 to 4337 and encodes 1439 amino acids. Lineage: Eukaryota; Metazoa; Chordata; Actinopteri; Syngnathiformes; Callionymidae. Gene Ontology annotation, biological process: proteolysis. Gene Ontology annotation, molecular function: protein binding; calcium-dependent cysteine-type endopeptidase activity. The transcript has a single exon.